Molecule: messenger RNA, 2607 nt
Organism: Alosa sapidissima (American shad)
Lineage: Eukaryota; Metazoa; Chordata; Actinopteri; Clupeiformes; Clupeidae
Gene: sgk1
Product: serum/glucocorticoid regulated kinase 1
Exons: 14
Coding region: 354-2132 (592 amino acids)
Biological process (GO): protein phosphorylation
Molecular function (GO): ATP binding; protein serine/threonine kinase activity
Source: RefSeq, a predicted model, not a curated record
UCUCACUCUCUUACACACACACACAGACACGCACUCCACGUUUAUAAAGUGUGUGUGGUAUGCUACUGGAGGAGACCACUGUUGUUGUCCAGCUUCAGCAUCAGGACCGGCAGCAUCCCCACAGAAACCAGUGACAUCAUCCGCACGAGCAUCAUCGCAUCGGAACCACUGAUUCGGGGAGAACCAGACCUAAGGGAUCAGUAGAACCAGCAUUCCCCAACGGAACCAGCAUUUCCCAACGGAACUAGCAUUCCCCCGGGCUGAGGAGCUCACAGGAAUAUAUUGAUUAGAGAUUGGUGAACAGCAGCACAGGCAUCCUGGGCUCCACGGAGCGCUCCGUAGUGGCGGAGGCCAUGCGGCUGGAGCAGGGCGCAGACAAACAGCUCUUCUCCUUCAAGAAGUGCUCAGCCUUCCAGUUCGUCAAGAGAAAGGUGCGGCGAUGGAUCCGGAACUCCAAGGUGACGGCGGAGAAGACGCCCACACUGGGCUUCCUGUACCCGUGCCCCAAGUGCCAGCUGGGCCAGGAGCUGUGGUACACACACUUCCCCUCGCCCUACGGCUGCUGCCACUACCCACCCGCCGGAUUCUACCUGCCCCACGACACCCCCUCGCCCCCCUGCCCCGAAAAGAGCAAGGGCUGCAAGGUGAGGAAGUGGAAGAUGCUAAGCCGUCACCAUGGCGAUGGGAAGCCAAAAUCAGCAGGGCAGUGCCGGGAGGCGGAGCUUGAGUGGCCCCUGCACUCGGCCAUGCUGCUGGGAAACCCCGUGCUUCAGGAGUGCUGCGUGUGCAGCGGGCCCUUUAUUACCUACGGCAACGAGGAGGCAUGGCAACCACGCCAACGCACACAGGCGAUGGACUUAUAUUACCAUGGCGACCCUGACCCAGAGACCUACUGCUGCCCCAGUGACACAACUUUUAUGAAACAGAGAAGAAUGGGGCUAAACGAUUUCAUUCAGAAGCUUGCCGCAAACUCCUAUGCAUGCAAGCACCCAGAGGUGCAGUCCAUGCUAAACCUGACCCCCCCCCAGGAUCCAGAACUCAUGAACAGCAACCCCUCCCCUCCACCCAGUCCCUCGCAGCAGAUUAACCUGGGCCCCUCGUCUAAUCCCACUGCCAAGCCCUCGGACUUCAACUUCCUCAAGGUCAUCGGCAAGGGCAGCUUCGGCAAGGUCCUGCUAGCGCGACACCGCAGCGAUGACAAGUUCUACGCUGUCAAAGUCCUGCAGAAGAAGGCCAUCCUGAAGAAGAAAGAGGAGAAGCACAUUAUGUCAGAACGGAAUGUCCUCCUGAAGAAUGUGAAGCACCCGUUCCUGGUGGGGCUCCACUACUCCUUCCAGACCACAGACAAACUGUACUUCGUCCUGGACUACAUCAACGGAGGAGAGCUGUUCUACCACCUGCAGAGGGAGCGGUGCUUCCUGGAGCCGCGCGCGCGGUUCUACGCGGCAGAGAUCGCCAGCGCGCUGGGCUACUUGCACUCGCUUAACAUCGUGUACCGCGACCUCAAGCCAGAGAACAUCCUGCUGGACUCGCAAGGCCACAUCAUUCUCACCGAUUUCGGCCUCUGCAAAGAGAACAUCGAGCCCAACGGAACCACGUCCACAUUCUGCGGCACGCCAGAGUAUCUGGCGCCGGAGGUGUUACACAAGCAGCCGUAUGACCGGACAGUGGACUGGUGGUGUCUCGGUGCUGUGCUCUACGAGAUGCUCUACGGCCUGCCGCCUUUCUACAGUCGCAACACGGCAGAGAUGUACGAUAACAUCCUGAACAAGCCCCUACAGCUAAAGCCUAACAUCUCCAACGCAGCGCGCCACCUACUGGAGGGACUUCUACAGAAGGACCGCACCAAGAGGAUCGGCUGCACAGACGACUUUACUGAAAUCAAGAACCACAUGUUUUUCUCCCCAAUCAACUGGGACGACCUGAACGGCAAGAAGAUCACCCCUCCCUUUAACCCUAACGUGACGGGCCCAAGUGACCUUCGGCACUUUGACCCUGAGUUCACCGACGAGCCCGUGUCCAGCUCCAUCGGCUGCUCGCCGGACAGCUCGCUGGUGACGGCCAGCAUCAAGGAGGCGGCUGAGGCCUUCCUGGGCUUCUCCUACGCGCCCGCCAUGGACUCCUACCUGUAGCACGUCAACUCUCUCUCUCUCAUACACACACACACACACACACACACACACAGGUGGACCUGUAUCCCCACACCACCAACGGACCCCCCCUUGCUUGUAGCACCUCCCUCUGCCAUUGGAACCGAUUGCAUCCCUGCAUUGAGAAAACGACCAUUCCUUUGGAUAAUGGACUACUAACUAAUGCCCAUCGGAACCCUUCUGAAUGCCCCCCCCCCCCCCCCGUCCUUGGAAUGAAGAUAUUUGCACAUGGCUUUAGGCAGCUCAGCAGGCUCUCUUGGCCAAUAAGGACCUUUAAACAGAACAACUGAGAGAACUCUCAUCAUCAUCAUCAUCAUUAUCAUCAUUUCCUGAUUGUCAAGAUUAUCAUCAUCACCAUGGUUACCCCUCUUCGUAGGAUCCUGUGAUGCCUCUGUAGAAUGUCACCAUAUCCAAUGGAGGGAGGAAUAGAAGGAUGAACAGAUGAAUAGAUGAUAGA